Magallana angulata is the source of this 2108-nucleotide messenger RNA. Its product is annotated as dual specificity protein phosphatase 4-like. Gene Ontology annotation, cellular component: cytoplasm; nucleus. The coding region runs from base 413 to 1558 and encodes 381 amino acids. NCBI's taxonomy places the organism in Eukaryota, Metazoa, Mollusca, Bivalvia, Ostreida, Ostreidae. Gene Ontology annotation, molecular function: MAP kinase tyrosine/serine/threonine phosphatase activity; protein tyrosine/threonine phosphatase activity. Gene Ontology annotation, biological process: negative regulation of MAPK cascade; protein dephosphorylation. The transcript has 4 exons. The record is from RefSeq and is a predicted model, not a curated record.
UUCUAUCGAUUUCCGUUCAGAUGUUGUGUGAACGGUCGGGAAUGAAUGAAAUUGUGGAUCGCAUGUCAAUUGUUUACUUCCGCUCCGAUUGUGGUUUUCAUAAUUAUCCAUAUAUGGUAAGAGGGCGGACCUUUCUGAAUUCUUUCUCAGCCAAAAUCUGGAGAAAAUGAGGUCAGAUUUCUCCUAAUACACUCAUUUUGAAUACUGUUACAUCUAUUGAAGAUUGGGUUUUCAUUUAUUAGAUACUUUUGUUCAAAUUGCUGAUCUACUUACAUUUUCUUUACGAUUUAUAUGCUGACCGCGUAGUCUUACUCGAUACUCCUAUUGACCUUGACGAAUUUCAUUGGUUCAGAGGAAGGCCUAAUCGGAGAAUAUAUUACUACGCGCGGUGAAUGGUUACUAUCAUUUAUGAAUGGAAUGUUCAGUCGUACGCACUAUAUCUGCAGCAAUGGAAACGAUAUCCCUCAGCGACUUUCAUCAUCUGAUAGUUCACUACAACUUCAAUAAUUCUACAAGUCUUUUGAUUCUGGAUUCACGGCCCUACAUUUCUUACAACGAUGGACAUAUUGUCGGGGCUAAAAACAUGUACUGCCCUCCAAUCUCAAAAAGGAGAUUUGUUAAUGGAGGCAAACUUCAUCUGGAGAAGAUGUUAGACAGCGACGUGCGACACAGGCUGGUGUCGGGGGGCUACUCUCAAAUUGUCAUCUACGGGGAGAGUGAGGAGGAACUCGUUCACUCGGACAGCAACAUGAACAUCGUCUGGCAUUCCAUAAAGCAGCUAGGAUUCGGGGGAAUAUGCAAACUUCUGAAAGGCGGUUUCGCCCAGUUUAUGCAGAGCUUUCCCCGCCAGUGUACCAUCGUGGGCAGCAACCCGAUCCUCACCCCCCAGGCCGAGCCCUCAGCCCAGGAGAAAUCACAGAGGCACGCGCUCUUCAGAACCAAUUCUACACUGACGGAGCCGGUGGAGAUCUUCCCCCACCUGUACCUAGGUAAUGCCCUGACGGCCGCCUGCAUGCAGGAUCUACAGCGACUCGGCAUCACCGCCAUCCUGAACGUGUCCUCCACGUGCAAGAACCAUUUCACCUCUAAUUUCCUGUACAAGAACAUUCCUGUGGAUGACAGUCAUAACACACUGCUCUCCAACUGGUUCUCAGACGCCAUCACGUUCAUAGAUGAAGUGAAAGGUGCGGGCGGCAAGACUUUGGUCCAUUGUCACGCUGGAGUCAGCCGAUCAGCCACUAUCUGCAUCGCUUACGUCAUGUACAGCCGUCACGCCUCACUGGAUACAGCGUUUGAGUUUGUCAAGUCCCGUCGCAGCGAGAUUUCGCCCAAUGCAGGCUUCAUGCACCAGUUGCUGGAGUUUGAAAAAGAGCAGGAAGACAAGAGGCGCCACCUGUCCCCCCUUAGUCCCCUCAGUCCGCCAUGUUCCCCGCCCUGUCGAUUUUUCUCCGUCUCCUCCAGUUUCUGUAGUUCUAUGGACACCGGAGUCUCCUCCCCCUACUCCACGCCAUUCUCGUCCCCCACAGCCCUGACCAGUCCGAUGGUGGCGUUCACUUGACAGACCUCGUGACGCACAGGAAAUGACGACACAACCCCAGUGGAAGUGAGGCAGACACAGAAGUGGCGCCAUUGUGUGGUAUUGAGGCGCUCUUUUGCCGUUGGUGACAAAACUUUCCUUUGAGUACAAGUGACAGAGUGUUUAUACAGAGCUCAUAGCUGAAGUUUGUCGAGUUUGAAAUCAUUUUGGCAAAAUUCAUGCGAUAAGGGAGAGUGCAAAGAUAUGCAAAGUUAUCGAGGAAUAACUUUUGAUAUUCUUCUAAAUUAAAGACAAUCGGAAUUUUGAUGAAUAUGCAUUUGGUGUGUUCAUUUUGUUAUGUACAGUAGCCAUACAUUGUAUGAAUGAUGUGUGACAUGUUUUCUUUGUUAUGUGUACAAUACGUGUUCAAUUAUCCAAGAUGACACUAUAUCUUUUCAGAUUAUAGUUCAUCCUUUUGUUAAUGUCCUUAUAAAUGUCUUUUAUAUGCAUACAUUAUACAAACAUUUACCAAAACAUGUCUCUCGAAAAUCUACUGUGAUACUACAAUUUCAAUAAAAUUCGUUUCACAAAG